AUGAGGAGAAAGAAGUCCCAGGUGGACAUCUACUUUGUGACAGUGCUGGGGCAGGCGCCGCAGCUCCUCCUUCAGGCAGAGAAAACAAAAACUUUUGUCAGCCGAAGCCUGGUCAUAGGAGAAGUCAUCUUCAUAGCGGACAUGGCCACGGGAGUGAAGUGUGGAGUAAUUUAUUGGCUGUUUGGUGGUGCAGUCAGGAAUCUUGGAAGUCCUGGAUAUAUGACUAAGUGGUUUCAGCCACUCCAGGAGCAGAAAUACACUGGGAUGUUUGCAAUGACCGAGAGGGGCCACGGGAGCAACGUGAGAGGGAUCCAGACUGAAGCCACCUUUGACCUCUCUGCACAGGAGUUUGUCAUCCACACGCCCUGUGAAAAUGCCCAGAAGAUGUACAUUGGGAACACGAUGCAUGGGAAUUACGCGGCGGUCUUCGUCCAGCUCACCAUAAAUGGAAGAUCUCAAGGACCCCACUGUUUCAUUGUUCCUGUCCGGGAUGAAAACGGAAGCUUGUACCAGGGAGUGACAGCUAUUGAUAUGAUGUAAAAAGAAGGUCUGCACGGUGUGGAUAAUGGGAUUCUAAUAUUUGACAAGGUUCGCGUACCGAGGGAGAAGUUGCUGGAUAAGUUUGGUUCCAUGAGUCCUGACGGACAAUACCAUUCACCUAUUAAGAACAAGAGUGUAAGAUUCAAUGCGAUGCUGGCUGCGCUGACCCCUUCAAGAUUAGCUGUGACUUUCCAAGCUAUGGGCACCAUGAAGGCGAUGGGAUUGCCAGGCGAUGAGAGGCUCCACACAGAGCCUGGCAAGGCUCACCCUGGCAUGGUCCGGGCACGGCUGACGUUGGCCCUACUGGACAGUGCCCCGGGCCGCUGUGAUCUCAUCGUGAGUGUCUCUGAGCCGGGGACCGACCGCGUGGAGGGCGCGGGGCGACGGGGCGACCGGGCGGCGCCUUCGCAGCACGCAGAGCUGUGGGCAGAGCCUGCGGGUUUCUCCCGCGUGAACGUGGCCUUGGCUCAUCCGGAAGCCAGCAUGUCUGUUUCUCUUGAGGUGGCUCUGUGA
Molecule: messenger RNA, 1053 nt
Organism: Cynocephalus volans (Philippine flying lemur)
Lineage: Eukaryota; Metazoa; Chordata; Mammalia; Dermoptera; Cynocephalidae
Gene: ACOXL
Product: acyl-CoA oxidase like
Exons: 10
Biological process (GO): lipid homeostasis; fatty acid beta-oxidation using acyl-CoA oxidase
Cellular component (GO): peroxisome
Molecular function (GO): acyl-CoA oxidase activity; FAD binding; fatty acid binding
Source: RefSeq, a predicted model, not a curated record